CUCCUCCCAAACAAUUUCAGCCCCGAUUGUCCGCUUUCUCUUGCAGACGCUCCAGAUGUGUAGCCUCUGCUCAGCGGCUUGGGCAGCCGCGUGGACCAGUGGCAGCAGCAGCAGCGGCAGCGGCACUGGCGGUUUGAAUCAAGAUUAUGUCUUUGUGACACCCAUUGAAGUGGAUCCUGGAGGGGCUUACGUUUCCCAUGAUAUUUUGCACAGCAGACGAUGGAAGCGGUCACCCCAGAGACCCAGGGGUUCCUUGCACUAUAGAUUUGCAGCAUUUGGGCAAGAUCUGCACUUACAACUUGAACCUUCUUCCAUCCUUGGCCAAGAUCUCAUGGUCCAGGUCCUAGGAAAAGAUGGCAUCCUAGAGUCUGGGAAGCUUGAAGUGGAGCAGUGUUUCUACCAGGGAUUCAUCUGGAAUGAUAGCACCUCCUCGGUGGCAUUGUCGACUUGCAUGGGACUGUCAGGUCUAAUCAGGACCCAAGAAAAUGAGUUCCUCAUCUCUCCAUUGCCAAUGCUGCUAGCCCAGGAACACAACUAUACCUCUCCCACAGGCCAUCAUCCUCACGUACUGUACAAAAGAACAGCAGAGGAGAAAAUACAGCGGUAUCAGGGCUUCCCUGGAUCCAGUCUGCAUUUGCCUGCUCAUCCCCAGAGUCAGAACCCCCAGGAGCCUCCAAGCCCAGAGAAGCCUUCCCAGCAUCGAAGGUUGCAAAAGCAGCACUUUUGUGGAAGGCGCAAGAAAUAUGCCCCCAAGCCUCCCACAGAUGAUACCUAUGUAAGGGUGGAUGAAUAUGUCAGCACUGGAAGGCUUAGAAGGUCUGCUGGGAAAGCUCAGCGAGGGCUCAACGUGGAAACUCUAGUUGUGGCUGAUAAGAAAAUGGUGGAAAAACAUGGAAAAGAAAACGUGACCACAUACAUCCUAACUGUAAUGAAUAUGGUUUCCAGCCUUUUUAAAGAUGGGACCAUUGGAAGUGACAUAAACAUUGUUGUGGUGAGCCUCCUUCUCCUGGAACAUGAACCUGGUGGAUUACAGAUCAAUCACCAUGCAGAUCAAUCUCUGAAUAGCUUCUGUCAGUGGCAGUCUGCUCUCAUCGGAAAAAACAACAAGAGGCAUGAUCAUGCUAUUUUACUAACAGGACUGGAUAUCUGUUCCUGGAAGAAUGAGCCAUGUGACACUUUAGGUUUUGCUCCCAUCAGUGGAAUGUGCAGCAAGUAUCGAAGUUGUACCAUUAAUGAAGACACAGGGCUUGGUCUGGCGUUCACCAUAGCUCAUGAGUCAGGCCACAACUUUGGAAUGAUUCAUGAUGGAGAAGGAAAUCCAUGCAGAAAGGCUGAAGGCAACAUCAUGUCCCCCACUCUAACUGGAAACAACGGGGUGUUCUCUUGGUCCUCUUGCAGUAGGCAAUAUCUCACCAAGUUCCUCAGCACAGCCCAGGCUUCUUGCCUGGUUGAUGAACCAAAACAAACAGGGCAGUAUAAAUACCCAGAUACUCUCCCAGGGCAGAUCUAUGAUGCAGAUGUUCAGUGCAAGUGGCAAUUUGGAGCAAAAGCAAAACUGUGCAGCCUCAGUUUUGUGAAGGACAUUUGCAAAUCACUUUGGUGCCAUCGAACAGGCCAUAGAUGUGAGACAAAAUUCAUGCCAGCAGCAGAAGGCACUAUUUGUGGUUUGAGUAAGUGGUGUCGGCGAGGUCAGUGUGUCAAGUUUGGUGAGCAUGGACCCCGGCCCAUACAUGGCCAUUGGUCGGAGUGGUCAGCGUGGUCAGAGUGUACACGGACCUGCGGGGGAGGAGUCACUCAGCAAGAGAGGCACUGCACUAACCCCAAACCACAACAUGGUGGCAAAUUCUGUUCAGGGUCUAGUCGCCUGUAUCAGCUGUGCAACGUUCACCCUUGUCAAACCAAUAGUAUGGACUUCCGUUCCCAGCAGUGUGCUGAGUAUAACAGUAAGCCUUUCCGAGGAUGGUACUACAAGUGGAAACCCUAUACCAAAGUGGAAGAGAAGGAUAGAUGCAAGCUUUACUGCAAGGCUGAAAAUUUUGAAUUUUUCUUCGCAAUGUCUUCCAAGGUGAAAGAUGGCACUUCUUGUUCUCCAAACAAAAAUGAUGUUUGCAUUGAUGGCAUUUGUGAGCCGGUAGGAUGUGAUCAUAAGCUGGGCUCCCAAGCAACUUUGGAUGCUUGCGGUGUUUGCAAAGGAGAUAAUUCAACAUGCAAGUUUUAUAAAGGCCUAUACCUUGACCAGCACAAAGCAAACGAAUAUUAUCCAGUUGUAACCAUUCCAGUGGGAGCACGCAGUAUUGAAAUACAGGAGUUACAUAUAUCUACCAGUUAUCUUGCAGUUUGCAAUCUGAAUAAAAAAUAUUAUCUCACAGGAGAUUGGACUAUUGAUUGGCCAGGGGAGUUCCAAUUUGCUGGAACUGUGUUUGACUACCAACGUCCUCUGAACCACCCUGAACGUCUGUAUGCAGCAGGACCCACAAAUGAGACACUGGUCUUUGAAAUUCUGAUGCAAGGCAAAAAUCCAGGGAUCUCAUGGAAAUAUACCCUGCCCAAAGUCACGAGCACGACGCAGACAGUGACACAAGGACACAUCUACGCAUGGAAGACAGUACAGUUGGAAUGUUCAGUUUCUUGUGGUGGAGGUUACUUUACAGUGAAGACCAUCUGUUUGCAAGAUCAUCAGAAACAAGUGAAUUCCUCUUUCUGCAGCAGUAAGACCAAACCUGUGAUUGAACCUCAAACAUGUAAUGCCUUUUCCUGUCCUGCAUAUUGGGCCCCAGGUGAAUGGAGUUCCUGCAGUCAGUCCUGUGGGGGUGGCCAGCAAAGCCGACUUAUUCAGUGUGUCCAAAAGAGAAGUUUUCAAAAGGAAGAGAUUGUAGUACAUUCUCGGUGCCCAGUGAGCACCCCAUCCCACAUCCAAGUCUGCAAUACCCAUGCCUGUCCUCCAGAAUGGAGCCCUGGGCCAUGGUCUCAGUGUUCCAAGACCUGUGGACGAGGGGUGAAGAAGCGGGCAAUCUAUUGUCAAAGUGCUGUCAGAGGUGAUGUCCUACCAGACAACAUGUGUGACUCGGUCCCAAAGCCAGAAGUCCAAGAGGGCUGCGUGCUAGGCCGCUGUCCCAGGAACGACCGGCUUCAGUGGGUGGUUUCCUCUUGGAGUGAGUGCUCAGCAUCCUGUGGUCCAGGUAUAAAGAAGAGAGUUGUACAAUGCAGUGAGAAAGGCCUUCCAGGAAAGCUGAUGACUUUCCCAGAGCGCAGAUGUCGUCACAUCAAGAAACCAAAGAUAGACCUGGAGGAAGCCUGUCACCAAGGAAAUUGCCCAAUAGCCCCUGGGCCUUCACUGGUUGCCCGAUGGUAUUCUUCCCCUUGGCAACAGUGCACAGUGACGUGUGGAGGUGGCCUACAGACCAGAGCAGUGCAGUGUCUCCAGGAAGGUCGGCCCACAGCCAGCUGUCUGGUCCACCAAAAGCCAUCAGCUGUCCGAGCCUGUAACACCAACUUUUGCCCCAUGCCAACAAAGAGAGAUGAGCCACCCUGUGUGGAUUUCUUUAGCUGGUGCCAUCUGGUUCCACAACAUGGCGUCUGCAACCACAAGUUUUACGGCAAACAGUGCUGCAAGUCAUGCUCAAGGAAGAACCGGUGAUGACGAUGACAAUAACAACUCCUAUUUCUUUAGUGCUAUAAGGUUUACAAAUGCUUUCCCAAAAACAGCCUCGUGAGGUAGGUAGUACAAGGAUUUUAUCCCCGUUUCAGAGAAGAAGAAUCUGAGACCUGGGGAAAAAGAAGAGAGGUGACUUGGCCCAAGUCACAGACCUGGCAAGUGACAUAGCCCAAACCCAAACCCAGGUCAUCCGGCUCCAGAUCCAUUAUUCUUACCACUGCCCUGUUCUGCCUCUCAAUCUUAGAACAAUGCCUGUUGGGGAUUUGGGUAGGUUCGAGCUCCCCUUUUACCCACAAAGGAACCAGUGAACACCCUAUGCUGGGUCCCUCAGAGUACCUAACAAGCAAGUGGAGCACGGGGCUGCAGGCAUGUAGCCACAGCAAAGUGCUUAAAGGACAGAGAAUUGUCAUGUCGAUAAACCAUGCCCACUUCAGAGCCCUUGCCAGAAGAUGUGAUGGAUUCCCUCUCAGGAAAUCCUGUCAGCCUCAGCUGUCCUUUGGAGCAUACUGUUCUAUCACACCAAGAUAUACUGAGUCACUGACAAAAACGGAACUAUUUAACCAUUUCCACAUCUGUCAAAAGGACCUAUUGAGUCAACUGAGGAAACUCCUCUCCUUGGAGAUUCACCAAGUCACAGAUAGAACUGAAAGGAACCAUUGAGCUACAGAAUCUCAGAGUGGGAAUGGAUCUCAGCUGUCUCGUAGUUCAACCCCAGCCUUGCUUUCCUCACAAAUAUUAUCCAGUCUUUGCUUAGAAGACCCCCGGUGAUGGGGAGUUCACUACCUCUGAAGAAAGCCUCUUCCACUUUGGGUCAGUUCUAAAUUGUCAAAAAAAAAUUUUUUUUGUCAAGUUUAAAUCUGCCUUUACACAUCUUCCACUAAUUUCUUCCAAUUUUAUCCUUUGAGGCCAAGGAGAAAAUCCCAGUCUCUCUUCCACAUCACUAUCUUUCAGCCACUCGAAAACAGCAAUCGGAUAUUGUUUUUUCUGCCUCCUCAAUUCCUCCAGGUGAGCCUUGGAUAGCUUGAUCUCUGGGCUCCUCUCCACCUUAGUCAUGCUGCUUUGGAUGAGCGCUAGCUUGUUCCUAUCCUUUCUGAUAUGUGGUAACCAGUGCUGAAGCCACUAUUCCAGAGGUUGUCCCAUCCAGGUGGACUCCAGCUCCUUCGUUUUACAGCUGAGGAAACGCCGGCAUAUAGAAACAAAAGGGCUCAUUCAAGAUCACACAGCAAGUGGGUGUCAGAGGCUGCAAUAAGAACCUUUUCACUUCUCAGCCUGAGACUCGGUCAGAGCCCGACAGGCCCUGGAUGCAAGACCUCCACUAACCGGAGCCACGGGAACAUCCUGACCAUAAAACUGCACAGGGGGCGUAUUACGUCUCCUGGGGCUUCUAGAGGGACUGUUGGGGUGGCUUGGGAGCAUAUCUUCUGCCUGUUCCAAGGCUGGAACAUUUUAACAGUCACCUGGGAAGCAUUUUCUAAAAACAUUCUGGAAACAGGGUAUAUAAACAAUUGGUCAAUUAAACUUUGCACUUUGAAUAAUUUAUAAAUUACAAGUUCUCACUCCUCCUCACCCCCAUGUCAUCUCAAGAUAGUUCCACAUUUGAAACAGUUCAUUUAAGUAUUUAUUAAGCACCUUCUCCAUAAGAACCCUAGCUCAGUGCUGAGCAAACCAGCAAGCUAAGUCAUGGAAUCAGAUGUGAUUAGUUAAAAGGGACCUCAGAAACCAUCUAGUGACUGGGAACUCACUACCUUACAAGGCACAAGGCAGUACUUUCCCAUUUCUGAAUAGCUCUUAUUGUUAGGAAUUUUUUAUUUGUCUGCUGGGCUAAAAUCUGCCUCCCUAUAACUUUCAUCUAUGGUUCCUGGCUAUUCCUGACCCAUCUCAAAUCUUCCAGACUUUACAGCAACCUAGAAGAAAUCAGAUUCUUCUUUAAAUAAAGUUAUACUACUUAUGCCUUAGAAGGGACUUUGAUGAUCAUCUAGUCCUAUUCUAUCAUUUUAUAAAGGAUAAAAUGAAGCCCAUGAAUUCAAGAAACUUGAUCAAGUUCGAAUGGUUAGUAAGUGGCAGCUGGGAUUCAGGCUAUGGUGUUCCAAGUAAAAAUUCAGCACUCUUUCCAUUCAGUCCCCUUCCUUAAAGGCUUGCAACCUAAUAGGGGACUUCAAAUACACAGUACAGUUUUCCUGCAUGUAGAAUACAAUUCUGAGCAAUUCAGUCAUUUUAGGUCAUAUUUGACUCUUUGUGAUCCCACUUUGGGUUUUCUUGGCAAAGAUACUGGAGAGAUUUGCCAUUUCCUUCUCCACCUCAUUUUACAGAUGAGGAAACUGGAGGCAAAUAGGGUUACAUGACUUGCCCAGGGUCAAACAGCUAGUAAGUGUCUGGGGCCAGAUUUGAACUCAAGAAGAUGAGUCUUUUGGACUCCAGGUCCAGCACUCUAUCCAAUGAGCCACGUAGUUGCCACUGAGCAAUGGGAAAAAUAAAAAUUUUAAAUACGAGAAUCCCAGGUUCCAUGGAGCUUAUACAUUCCAGAUUAUACAUUCGAUGCAGAAUCCUAGAAUCCCAGAGCUGUUUAGGACCUCAGAAGAAGCCAUUUAGUCCGGAAUACAUGAAUCUCCUCCAAAUCUUGCCUGAGGCAGUUAAAAAAAUUUUUUUAUCUUAAAUCAAGCCUAUAUCUGUCUGUCUCUAACUUCUACCCAUUUUUCUUGGUUCUGACUUUUGUGGUCAACCAGAAUCAAUCUAGUCUCUUUUUCACAUAACAGCUCUUCAGAUACCAGAUAUUUGAAGAGAGCUACUAUGUCCUCCCUGGUCUUUUAUUCUCCAGAUUAAAUAUCUCCAGUUACUUCAUGUUCAUGUAACGUGGUCUUAAACUCCCUAUUUCAAGUCAAAUUCCAUUUACUUAACAGUAUACUUGCUCUGCAAGUACUUACAUUUAAAUAAAUGAUGAACUAUUCCAAUUUUGUUACAUUCCUCCCUACCACUUUACAAGACCCUAUCAUCUACGCUCAGGCUUCCACAGGUCCAGAUUCAUUUGUAAAGGAGCCUGUCUGAUACUAAAGUCAAUUUCAAUUAAUUCAACAAACAUUUAGUAAAUAAUUUUUUAUGCAGAGGACUGAGUUUGGUGUUUAAGGUAAUAUAAAUUUUAGAUCAAUAUAUAUAUAUUUGCCAUGGGCUGGGACUCAAGCCUGUCCAUACCUUUGUAAGUGGUUUCAUGUGUCUCUGUGGCCUAGAAAUCCAUUCCUUGGUGGCUAAACCCACUACUGAUGAGCCUUCAGAACUAAGCUAGAGAGUCUGUCAUUAGCCAUUAUUUGAUGCCUUUCCAGCUUUGUGGUACCUCCCAGGGAUUACCAAUCCAAACUGGCAAGUUGGCAAGGGGAGGUAUCACCUUCUCCUUAGGAAGAGACAUCUAUGGUGGAGGAGGCCUUGGUGGAGAGGCUAUCAUCCUUAAAAUAGUUUUUCAGUUGGAAGCACACCAGCCUAUUUGCCCAAACCCAUAAAGCAGCAGGCCUGUGUCCAUCUAUAAUUUUUGGAGGUUUUGUUCAAAGGAUGUGUGUUUAUGUUGUUUCAUUUCAUCCCACAACUUUUUUUUCUUGUUUUAUGAAUGUUGCCCCAGUUCUCUGCCGCUGAGGCAUCAGUUCAAAUAAAGAUUGGCUAGUUCAGUAUAGCCAACUAGACAGUGGUCAGUUAAAAUGAAUGGUUCCCUUUGUAACUCUCCAAAUGGGGACUGGGUUUUUUUUUAAUAUUAUCCAAGACAUGAUAAUUAUCUCCUUAGCUUGAUUUGAAGUAUAAAUGGUUGUAUUAUUUAAAAACAAAAACAAUGCACAUUGGAUUCCCCCCUCCCAUCCCCAGGAAAAUUGUUUUCAUAAUGACUAUUUUAUAACUUGAUGUAAAGAAUAAUUUAUUAACUCAUAACCUGUCCUCUGUUUGCACUUGCUCCCUAAAGUGGGUGAUGUUCAUUAGAAAGAGAUAUGUUGAAUAAAACUAUGUUAUGGAAUUUUUAAAAAUCAACAUAUAGGCAUGGUAUUUAAUUCUUCUGUAAGUUUAACAAUAAAGGACUCUGUUUCCUUAUA
Messenger RNA from Monodelphis domestica (gray short-tailed opossum), 7716 nucleotides. RefSeq names its product ADAM metallopeptidase with thrombospondin type 1 motif 18 (gene ADAMTS18). Gene Ontology annotation, molecular function: metalloendopeptidase activity. NCBI's taxonomy places the organism in Eukaryota, Metazoa, Chordata, Mammalia, Didelphimorphia, Didelphidae. Gene Ontology annotation, cellular component: extracellular matrix. The record is from RefSeq and is a predicted model, not a curated record. Gene Ontology annotation, biological process: extracellular matrix organization; proteolysis.